AUGGCUGGUAGUUUCACAGUUCAAGUUUAUACAUUAGGAUCGGAUUCAUGGAAAAGCAUUCAACUCAGCCCCAUUUCAUGUUCCAUUUUGUGGUCGACGCCUGGUUUGUUCUUUAACGGAGCUCUUCAUUGGUCAGCCUCUAAAAGCACUUCGGAAGAUAUAGUUGUUCCUUCUAUCUUUUACCCUUCUGGUAAAAAGAAAGAAGUAGUUAUAAUCUCUUUUGAUAUUAGCAAUUACAGAUUAGUUGAGGUGCCGGUAUCAGAAGAAAUUAGACCGCUGCCUAGUCAGAAUACCGUGGGAGUGUUAAAUGACUGCUUUUGCUUAGUUACAGUUGACGACUUUUGGGUCCCCACAGACAUAUGGGUAAUGCAGGAAUAUGGAGUGCGAGAAUCUUGGACUAAACGAUUCUCCAUUACUCGAUCUCGAUUAGAAAGUACCCAUCUUAUUUAUUUUAGGAAGUUGCCUUUUAAAAACGGGAUUUUGAUGUAUGAUGGCAUUAGAAUUGUCUUGCUUGACAAUUCAACAUAG
Messenger RNA from Papaver somniferum (opium poppy), 528 nucleotides. RefSeq names its product F-box/kelch-repeat protein At3g06240-like. The transcript has a single exon. Lineage: Eukaryota; Viridiplantae; Streptophyta; Magnoliopsida; Ranunculales; Papaveraceae. Bases 1 to 528 code for a protein of 175 amino acids. The record is from RefSeq and is a predicted model, not a curated record.